Molecule: messenger RNA, 3536 nt
Organism: Petromyzon marinus (sea lamprey)
Lineage: Eukaryota; Metazoa; Chordata; Hyperoartia; Petromyzontiformes; Petromyzontidae
Gene: EIF2B3
Product: eukaryotic translation initiation factor 2B subunit gamma
Biological process (GO): cytoplasmic translational initiation; biosynthetic process
Cellular component (GO): guanyl-nucleotide exchange factor complex; eukaryotic translation initiation factor 2B complex
Molecular function (GO): guanyl-nucleotide exchange factor activity; translation initiation factor activity
Source: RefSeq, a predicted model, not a curated record
GAGACGUCGUAAAAUGUGCCGUAAAGCAGUUCAUGUGUGUAUGUAUGUGAGAGACACGUGGUUGUGAGUACACGUGCGCGCGCGUGUGUACUCGCCUGUGUGUGUGUGCUCACCUGUGUGUGUGUGGGGGCGCGCGUGCGUCUUUUGUACACGCGUGGCGCGCGUGCGUCUUUUUCCCGUGCUCAAGAACUCUGCUCAGUGGCGAGGAAAAUCCGCUGAGACCCAGAGCCUAGACUGGGCCGCCUUCAACCGAAUCUUCAUCCGUCCAUCGCCCGUGGGCGCAGUGCGGCCCGUGCCAGUGAGUGGUGCGGCGGGGACGACCACGCAUGCGUGUGGACGCGCCGUUGCCCAUCAUGGAGUUCCAGGCAGUGGUGAUGGCCGCGGGUCAAGGCUCCCGCAUGACGGACCUCACCACCAGCGUUCCCAAGCCGCUGCUGCCCAUCGGCAACAAGCCAAUGAUCUGGUAUCCACUCAACCUGCUCGAGAGGACUGGCUUCGAAGAGGUGAUCGUGGUGACGACGAAGGACGUGAAAGCGCAGCUGCUGGGGCAGGCGUCGCUGAACACGCGCCUCCGCCUCGACAUUGUGUGCAUCCCUGAGGAGGCCGACAUGGGCACAGCCGACUCCCUGCGUUUCAUCCAUAGCCGCAUCAAGAGGGACGUCAUCGUCUUGAGCUGCGACCUAAUCACGGACGUCUCCCUGCACCAACUCUUCGAUCUCUUCCGCCUGCGCGACGCCGCGGUGGCGAUGAUGGCGCGCCACGCUCAAGACUCGGGCGAGCCCGUGCCGGGACAGAAGGGCAAGCGCAAGCCCGAGCAGCGGGACUUGAUUGCCGUGGACGAGUCGGGCGAGCGGCUGCUGCUCGUUUCGCACGAGGCCGACCUGGAGGAGGAGCUGCUCAUCCCCAGAGCGGUCGCCCGCCGCUUUGCGCGAAUCCACAUCAAGUGGGAGCUGGAGGACGUCCACGCGUACUGCCUGCGCAAGUGGGUGCUCGACUUCCUGGAGGACAACACCUCGAUGUCGACGCUCAAGGGGGAGCUGGUGCCGUACCUGGUGCGCAAGCAAUUCUCCCGCGCGCCGCGGCGCUCCGCCAGCCUGGAGGACGACGACGGCGCCGACCGGCCCGUGUGCGGCCGGCAAGACGUGCACGACUACGUGCGCGAGGACCCCAUGCAGGCGCUGGCGCGGGACAAGUCGUCGUUCCGCGGCACCGGCGACCGCCUGCGCUGCUACCUGCUGGAGGCGCCGGCCGGCUCCCUGUGCAUGCGCGCUAACUCCCUCGCCUCCUACAUCGAGGCCAACAAGCAGGUUCCCAAAGCUCUACCAUCACUCAUCCUGGGCGCAGACGAGCCCAUGAUCAGUCCGUGUGCCACUCUCGGAGAUAAAUCUCAGGUCGGCUCCGAGAGUAUGAUCGGGCACGAGACGACGCUGGCCGAACGGACGUCGGUGAAGCGCAGCGUGGUGGGCGAGGUGUGCACCAUCGGCGAGCGCUGCAAGAUCGCCAACUCCAUCCUGAUGCACCGCGUCACCGUCCAGGAGGGGUGCACCCUGACGGGCUGCGUGGUGUGCGAGGGCGCCGUCAUCGAGAAGGGGGCUGAGCUCAAGGACUGCCUCGUGGGAAGCCAGAUCCUGGUGGAAGCGCGCGCCAAGCGGACGAACGAGGUGAUCGUGAACAGUGAGCAGAUGAUGGAGAUCUGAGGGAGGUCGUGUCGCUGGGUCGCUCUCCCGCGUGGGGCCAUCCCUCUGGCGGUUAACAUCGGCCACCGUUCCGCUCUCAUUAUCGCAUGCGCCGACCACACCAUUGCCUGGAUCCAUGAUGCACCUCGACAGCUGCCGCUUGUGUGAAUCCACCACUGGAUGGAGGCCCCCACGCCGUGCGGGUCGUGGAGGUUAAUUUUUUUUACCGUAUUUCGCCACGCUGGUCAGUGCGGGUUGGUGAAGACGGGGGAGCGUAAUCAUCGGAGUGUAGAGCUACAAUACAACGAUGAAUUUUGCUACACUACCGUCUGCUUCCCACAACCCUGACAUCCUCUAUCGCCUGUUUUAUGACCGGCCAUUGCCCAUCCAAGUGCCGUCCGGGCCCAAUGUGGCCUGGCAACCGAGAUCGGAAGACAUCGGGCGCUGUCCGAGCGAUUCGGUCAUGGGUGGUUUCACGUGCGUGUAUAAAAAAAAAAAUGAAGCUCCUUUCGAUUUUCUCUGGGGCUGCUUUUUAUUUUCAAAGGACGGGAUGCCACUCAAAAUACAUAAAUCUCGUUGUCUUGUGGAUACGCCCUUUGAAGGUGUGCGGCGAUGCACUGGCUUCGUCGAUUAAGAUCGAACCGUGCACUCACCGCACUAUGCAGCCGUGCUGCGAGAAUCGCAUUUAAUUCGCGUGUAUUGUAAAUUGGUUCACGUAAUUCCCACAAGUCACUGGAGGCCACUGUAUUCCCCACGCUGGCCAAACAAUAAUGAUCAAUAUGGGAAUCUUGUGACCGCGAAUCGUAAUGGUUCGUGGAAUUGCGAAAGGUGCUGAAUCGUCAUGUGCGCGAUUCCUACGCUGUUGUGUCCCUGAGCCGUCCGGCAUGGCAUCUUCAUGAAUCGUACGAAGAGACCUCGCAGCCCCGGAGCGCUCUGCUGGCAUUACCAUCACUCCCACGGCCGACGCGAUAACUUCGCUUGCUGUGACGUUAACCCGAGUGCCGUCAGCGGUGGUAUUAAAGUCUUUCUUUCUCAUUAGCGAAGCUUCUGACCCACGUCGUACAGCCACUGACACGCCGCAGCCCUCGUGCGUAGGAGCUACAAGAUAGCCGUUUGGGUGGUUUUUUUUUAGUUGCAUGAAGUCAAAAGUCACGUGGUGAACGGGUGGCUCGGAGGUCAGAGUGCUGAGCCGGCACUGCUACGAUCCUAGUUUCGAUCUGGAUUUCAACUGUGAUUAAACCGCUCGUCAAGUGUGGCGAGUUGAUGGCCUCUCGGCUCGUUAACCAAUCAACAACUGCAUUAAAAACAUAAAAUCGCAUUAAAUUUGGUUCUGAACCACAUUUUCCUAAGUUCCAGCUCUGGGAAUAAAUACACCGGUGUGGCGAAGAAUGUUCCCGAAUGCAGAGCAGGUGAGGAAGUGCUGCCCUCUACUGUGCAGACCAGAGUUCACUCGGAGGUAGCUCUAUGAAAUCCGCUUCCGCGGGACUGUUCCCUAACCUCGGGUCGCCCUGCUGUGCGAGAGUUUCGAAUAUAUUCUUCUCAGAGCAUGACAACGACAGCAGAAUUGGGAUAACAUUGGAGGACAAGUUAGUAACUACAUUACAAAAAGCUUUGCUGGCUGACUGGACGAAGGUAGGGAGGGAGGAAGAGACGGACGGACGGCCACGACCAAAAGAACGCGCGCGUUGCUAGUUAAUUUAAAACAAAAAGAAAGUCGAACGUCGGACUGAAGUUAUGGCCGCUUGGCCGUCGAGUUGGGACACCCGGUUGGUGGCCUGGGCUCUCAGCCACCGCUCUGGGUGCUGCACGGGAGCGCCACCGCAGGUAUUGCCCGUUAAUAAUAAAGUCCCGGCUGUAAAA